CACCUUGAUUCCUGGGAACGCCGGCUUGCUUUGAAAGGGUGCCUUGUAAUUUUCAUAACAUCUAUCGAUCGCAAAUCAAUUUAGCGCGUUGCAGUGCGGUGCACUUGUCGUGUGCGAAUCGUGGCGGUCAGUCACUUGGCGCGCUUUAAUACAGAAGCAGACGACACUUCAUUACGCUAGCAGACGACACGUAACAGAGCGAGCUGACACUCAGGAAGAAGACAAAACGAAGACAACUUAGAAGAGGUCAGCACGGGAAGCGCUGUAUAGGACAACUGUCCUAGUCCUAACGGAAUUACGGAGAACAUAUAUUGAGCAGGUUGACCUGAAACAGCCAUCACCAGGAAAAGAAUAGACCAAAGCCAGUAGCACUGCUUUAAUUACAUUUCAGUCGAAAAUCAAUUUGAAGAUAAAAUCGAUACAUACAGGUUGAAAUUUUACAAAAUUCAUUCAGUUGGUGGAAUUUUUAUGGAGGAAUUUUAAGCGCACGCGCGCGCGGGAGAUAUCCCGCUGAUCGUCUGCUGUAUGUUGUGUUGAACGUCUGCUCCGAGCAAUAAUGGACAGCGAGGAUUGCAGAUAAGUAGUGUCAUGAGAUUUCUGAGUGCUGGAAGUAUAGGGCUGGUGCUGUGCCGCGUAUACGUUAGAUGGAAGGCAGCUAAUCGAUAAGUUGCCCGCACAUAGGCGUAAGGCAGUAGAAACGACCAACAGCGAUAUAUAGACUCCAUAGUCACCGCCAUAUUUUUCACGGCAGCAUCCAUACGAUAGAAAUAGAUCGUUAUUUACUUGUUGAAAAUGAGAGAAAAUUAGGAGUGGAAUUGCGUCGAGUGAGAGCGGGGAAUCGUACCUAAAAUGGAUGUCACACAACAUUUAUAUGGAUUAAUACCACUGUUAUGGUUCUAGAAGGAAUUCAGUGGAAUUUCAGAGGAAAAAUUGUACCUUCAAGGUGUAAUCUAAGCUGAACGCCAUUUUAGUGCUUUUGCAUCGGCAAGUAGGGAGUGAAAACGUUCCAAAUGGCUGGGUCAGAUUUCUACGCCGGGAUUUCAGACUCGGAAAACAGAGUCAUUCUAAACGUCGGAGGGAUACGACAUGAGACCUACAAAGCGACCUUAAAGAAAAUCCCAGCCACGAGACUGUCGCGUCUCACGGAGGCCUUGGCAAAUUACGACCCCGUACUUAAUGAGUACUUCUUCGAUCGUCACCCGGGGGUCUUCGCGCAAAUCCUGAACUACUACAGAACCGGGAAACUGCACUAUCCCACCGAUGUGUGUGGUCCGCUUUUCGAGGAGGAGCUGGAAUUUUGGGGGCUGGACUCGAACCAAGUGGAGCCGUGUUGCUGGAUGACGUACACGGCCCACAGAGACACACAGGAGACUUUGUCCAUAUUGGACAGACUGGAUCUGGACACGGACAAGCCGACGGCGGAGGACAUUAUGAAAAAGUUCGGACUCGAGGACGCUUACAAAGCGGGCGAUCUCAACUGCUGGCAGAGAGUGGCACCAAAGAUUUAUGCCCUGUUUGAUGAGCCGUACUCUUCCAUGUGGGCAAAGGUUCUGAGCAUCGUGUCCGUGUUCUUCAUCGUAGUGUCCAUCUUGUCCUUCUGUCUGAAGACCCACCCAGAGAUGCGAGUCCCUUUGAUUGUGAACAGAACUGUCAGCGUCCACACGGCCAACGACUCGUGGCUGCUGGAGAAGCAAGGCUCCGACCCCCACCCGGCUUUUUUCUACAUCGAAUGCAUGUGUAACGCCUGGUUCACCUUCGAAAUCAUCAUCCGCUUUAUCGUCUCACCGAGCAAGUUCCAGUUCGUUAAACAGCCUGUGAAUAUUAUAGACUUCGUGGCCACCCUGUCCUUUUACAUGGACUUUAUGUUGUCGCGCAUUAACAAGGAAUCUAAGAGUGACAUUCUUGAAUUCUUCAGCAUCAUCCGUAUUCUGCGUCUGGUGAAGCUCACGCGGCACUCCACGGGACUCAAGAUCCUCAUCCACACCUUUAAAGCGAGCGCUAAGGAGCUCAGUUUACUCAUAUUCUUCUUGCUUCUCGGUAUUGUCAUGUUCGCCGCACUCAUUUUCUACGCGGAGCGUAUCCAAUAUAAUCCAAAUAACGACUUUGAGAGCAUCCCGUUGGGACUCUGGUGGGCUAUCGUUACCAUGACAACAAUCGGUUACGGUGACAUGGUCCCUAAAACGUACAUGGGCAUGGUGGUGGGUUCUCUCUGCGCCAUUACUGGUGUGCUCACCAUUGCCCUACCCGUGCCCAUUAUUGUGGGGAACUUCUCAAUGUUUUACUCUCACACGCAAGCGAGAUCCAAACUGCCCAAGAAGCGAAGGCGGAUUUUGCCGGUAGAGGCGGUACGACCCAAGAUGCCCCCGAAUCGCAACAUGGGAGGAGGGGGAGGUGGGCCUCAUGGUGGCCCCCACAGACGCAUGAAUGCUAUUAAACAGGGCCACAUAGGAGGGGGUCUGGAAUCAAAGAUGAACCGAAUAGCACAAGGUGGCGCCAUUUCCGAGAUGAUGCCAUUUCGUAGUUUAAUUCCUACCCGAUUUUCUGAGAAAGGGACUAACGAAGAGUCGAUUCCUAUGUUGAUGUUUAACCACUCUGAGAAGGAAGAUGUCCCCCGUACACGUCCCCCAGGGGGACAACACUUGCCCACGGCAGCAGCCGAGAAAGCAAUUCCCCGCCAUGUUGAAAUUAGUUCUAACCCGGGAACACCAUUAAAAGUUACCGAAAUCAAAAAUGCACCGCCGCCGUUUUCUUUACCGAGCGAUGGCGCAUCUAGCACAUUGCAUCAAAACAACGGACCUGGAAGUGGUUUCAUACCACAUCCGGGUCCUCCAUCAUAUCCGGGCACUACAGUGACCUUGAACGAUGCCUCGGGUCCACGUGGGAGCACGGAAAGCAUGAACCAUCGGAAGAGCCUGCACUCUAGUUUGAAUCAAAUCCAUCCCCUACCGGCCGACCAGGACCACAAAUCAGGAGCAUCACAGAGGACAUCGUCUGGCCAAUCAACACCAACAGCCCCAUAUAAACCAGUGACGUCACAGCGUCCCUCGCCUUCGUCAAGUUCGAAUGCUGUCAACAGCUUGGUUGCGGUUAACACGUGAAGACGAUAGUGGUAGGACUGUAACUGUUGUGCAGACCGAAGUUGGCAGCAGAUUUUUAAAAAAAUCUGAACUUGUCGUUUGCGUUGGAAAGUUUGCCCACAAGAAAUUCUAAAUCCCAGUAUGGUGGCACCGAACCAUCUGAUAACCAUUUGACUUUCAAAAAAAAAAUUCGUCUAAAGAAUUCUCAAACACGUGAUACGUCUGCGACAGUCACGUGCAUAUCACGUGAUGAUCUUGGUGAAGAGAAUGGACUGACUGUAUGGCACGGAGGGCACUUUUAACGCACGUGCUCAGUGGCAGCACGCGUUUGCGCACGCGCUCCAUGUAUGCACCUCUACAGCAGCAUGUGAUACUGCAUGUCAAUUCAUUAGAUGUACAUGCUGACAUACGGUGAUAAACAGAUUUGAACGAUGGCACGCGACGUUUGGCGAUGUCACUAGAAAAGUAAGGAAGAUAAACUAAGUUCAGUAAGACGGGCCGUAAAUUGUUCCAUUGAGAGAAC
Lingula anatina is the source of this 3600-nucleotide messenger RNA. Its product is annotated as potassium voltage-gated channel protein Shaw. Gene Ontology annotation, cellular component: voltage-gated potassium channel complex; axon terminus; postsynaptic membrane. Gene Ontology annotation, biological process: protein homooligomerization; action potential; potassium ion transmembrane transport. Gene Ontology annotation, molecular function: protein binding; delayed rectifier potassium channel activity. Lineage: Eukaryota; Metazoa; Brachiopoda; Lingulata; Lingulida; Lingulidae. The record is from RefSeq and is a predicted model, not a curated record.